AUGUCUCACCCUUCACCAAACUCAUCCUCGGCCAACGGCCCUCCCUCAUCCCCCUUUGGCGGCACCAAUCCUACCGUGUACUCGCCCGACGUCGAGCGAAAGACCCAUCACCGUCGUCAACUUACCGCCAUCCCCAUCGGCAAGCAGGCCUCCAAGACCUUCCUUCCCGAGCCGCCUGCCUACAUCGAGGGUGCCUUCGUCGAUGAGCUCGAUGAGUUCGUCAACACCUUCGUCUCUCGGUACCUCUACGUUGAGGGCGGUCAUGAUGCAGAGCACUUGAAGUUCCUUGUUCAGACCCAGAUGAAGCGUUACGACUGCUUCAAGCACUCGGCCAUCUUCCUCCAAGAGCCUCACGCCGCUAUCUUUAUUCGAUACGAUAGCCUUUCCGAUGCUGUCGAAGCCCGGGACCUCCUUAUCCAGGCCGGUUUCUCCACCCACUACGCCACCAUGGAUGACCUCGCCCGCUCCAUGGCCAAGGACAUCCGCGACAUUCAGCCGUUCGAAGGCCAGAUCUUCCUGUCCAUGUUCAUCGACGCCAACCCUGAGCACGCUGUCUGGGAGUUCACUGCCGACGACUUCGACGACGUCACCAAGCAGGUCGAGCACAUCGCCAAGGAGUUCGGUAGUGUUCGCAACAUCGUCCAUGUCGAUACCCUCCAUGAUGCUAUGCGUCUGAUCUUUCGCAUCGAGUUCGACUCGAUCGAUGCCGCCCAGCGCGCCAUCCAAUCUCUUCGCCGCACUCCUGUACAUGGCUUUGGUGCCGAUCGAUCGUACUACUGGUCUAUCAUCAACGUCGGUGACUGGUUCGACGAGCGCCCGCUGGCCCCUCACCGUUUCCAACAUCGCGGCGAUACUCGUCGUCCGUAUCCCCGUCAAUACCGCAACGAAGAGCCCCAGGAUGAGCACAACCGUGUCCACCGUGAGCGCAUUCUCGACGGCAGCGAUGUUCGAACCACCGUCAUGCUUCGCAACAUCCCGGCUUCGUGCGACUGGAUGACACUCAAGAACAUUCUUGACAAGAUCUGUUUCGGCACCUACGACUUCUUGUACUUGCGCAUCGACUUCAAGAAGUGUGCCAACGUUGGCUACGCCUUCAUCAACUUCACCGACGUCGGCGGCAUGCUCAUGCUCCUCGAGAUGGAGUUUCGCUUAUGGCCUGGUUUCAUCUCCGAGAAGAAGGUCGGUAUCUCGUAUGCGACGAUCCAGGGACGCGAGGCGCUAGUCCAGAAGUUCCGCAACUCUUCUGUUAUGCAGGAGACCCCAUACUGCCGCCCGCGCCUCUUCAUCACUCUUGAUGAGGCGGAUAUGAUGAGCUCGAUUCGCCACGCCGGUACUGAGCUGCCUCUGCCCCGCCCGGACAACAUCUCCAAGUUGCAGCGCUCUAUCGACAGCGCUCGGAGCACUGGUCUGUUUGCUCCUCGAGGAUACUCUUCCGGCACUGAAUACCGUCACCACUUCAGCACCUUUGACCGCGGCAGCCCUAGGGACAACAUCCAGACGGCCAUGCACCAUGCUCACCAGCACGCGGCUCCUCUUCAGUUCGCCGGUUUGACUGAGGCUCAGAAGCAGAAGAUCGAGGCCUGGUACCUGCAUGUCUUCGGCGGCGGCCACUGCGGUUCCAUCGGUUUCGACUCUAUCCCGUUGACCCACAUCAAGCUAUACUUCGACGAGCACCCCCAUUUUUCGCCGAUUCGUCUGACCAUGGCUCGUUCAUCCGGCAGCGGCAACGGCACUCUUCGUCGUCCUGCACGUGGAUCCGAUAGCGACAACUGGCGCGGAGGUUCUUCUGGCCCCUUCCACGGCACCCAGGGCAGCCGCAACCGCUGGAUGUAA
Alternaria rosae is the source of this 1833-nucleotide messenger RNA. RefSeq names its product RNA recognition motif 2-domain-containing protein. The coding region runs from base 1 to 1833 and encodes 610 amino acids. The record is from RefSeq and is a predicted model, not a curated record. NCBI's taxonomy places the organism in Eukaryota, Fungi, Ascomycota, Dothideomycetes, Pleosporales, Pleosporaceae. The transcript is spliced from 4 exons. Gene Ontology annotation, molecular function: nucleic acid binding.